Messenger RNA from Paramormyrops kingsleyae, 1971 nucleotides. The record is from RefSeq and is a predicted model, not a curated record. NCBI's taxonomy places the organism in Eukaryota, Metazoa, Chordata, Actinopteri, Osteoglossiformes, Mormyridae.
AAAGACCCCACUAAGCAUUAUGAGUUUCAAAGCGAUGCAGAUCGCAGCCCUUGGACGACCAUUACACCCCGGAAUGCUGUAUGACUGCCGUGAUGACAGCUUCAUUCCAGGUGUCACAUUGUGGGAUGCUGAAGAUAUUGAAAAGAACAUGACCGUACAUGAACAGAACCAAACAAAAUCUGAAAUCACUGCCUCUGACUCUCUUAGUAAGAAGUCCAGUCUGCUGGACAUAAGUGCCUCCCUGAAGGUGAGCGUCUUGGGGGGCCUGGUUGAGGUAGGAGGGUCAGCAAAGUAUCUCAAAGACACACUGACCUUGGAAAGUCAGUGUAGAGUGACUAUGCAUUUCAGCCAGAAGACUGUGUUUAAGCAGCUCAACAUGAAGAAUACUAGCAAAAUAAUUUGUGCAGAUAUGAUUAAACAUGGAACAGCCACUCAUGUUGUGACAGGUGUGCUGUAUGGAGCUGAUGCCUUCAUGGUCUUUGAUCAUACUGCUUCCAAGAAUGAAGAUAAGCAGGAGAUUCACGGUAAACUAAAAGUCAUGAUCAAGAAAGUUCCAAGCAUUUCUAUUAGUGGUGACGGAAAACUAAAUAUGACACACGAAGAACAAGAAACGGUGGAGAAAUUCCAGUGCACCUUCUAUGGUGAUGUCAUACUGAAACAAAAUCCAACGACCUUCAUGGAAGCAGUGAAAGUGCAUAAAGACCUGCCAAUGCUUCUAGGAGAGAGAGGAGAGAAGGCUGUCCCAAUGACAGUGUGGCUUUACCCUCUGAAGUACCUGGACAAGAGAGCAGCCAAGUUAGUGCGGGAGAUCGGAGAGAACCUGAUUAUAGAGGUAGAAACCACCAUGGAAGACCUUCAGAGAGCUACAAUCACAGUCAAUGAGCUACUGCAAAUCAGUGAGACCAUUCAGGCUACUGAUAUACAGGCCAAACUGAAAACAUUUCAGGAGAUGCUCAGGCAAUACAAGAUAACUGUCCAGAAAAAGAUGUCAGUGCUUAUUCCAAGAAUCUGUAAUGGAGAGACAGAUGAAGACGAAUUGAUGCAAAUUCUUGAAUCCCACUCCAGCUCACCUUUUACAACAGAAACUAUGAAGAAAUGGCUGGAUGAAAAGCGGAGUGAAUGUGGGGUGCUCAGAUCUUACAUUGAUGCCUCUGAAGAUCAAAAAGAUGUUCAAAUAGUGUCUCCUACACAGCACAAUACAUUAAUUUUUAACCCAUGCUACCCAACAAUCGUCACAUUUGUCUUCACCUCCCUGAAGUAUGAUGAGCCAUACAUUUCGGAUGUCAAAGAAUUUCUGCAUCCUAAAGAGCCCAUGAAACAAAUUAACACUAGAGAUUCUGUUGGGAAAGCUGUUGAAGAUGACAAGUCAACACCAUGGUUUCUCACACCUGACAUAUCACAGACCAUGAGAGAAACCUUUGACCGGUUCAAAGACUUGGUCAAAAAUGAAGCAAAGACAAGCAAAUUUGUCAUCACCUACAUCUCUAACCCCACUCAUCCUGGGGCCUCCAUCUAUCGCUAUCAAAAUGGGAAGCGGCUGGAUACCUAGUACAAACCCAAAAAUAACCCAUCUACACCUUAAGUACUUGGCAUACGGGACAGGAGUAUAACACUGAAGCUACAGUCAUCUACAGCCUCAAAUAUUUUGCAAUUCAAAGUGGAGAUCAAGGAGGAGAAUGGAGAACAUGACUGGAGGGUUAUAGAUACACAUGAAAAUCAAGAUCAAGAGACCUGGAUCAUCUCAGGGCUGCAGCCAGACACUGCGUAUCUUCUUAGGUACAAGGCAGUCGGUGCUGGUGGAGUCAGCGAGCCCAGUGACGCUGUGAAGAUUCACACCAAAGGUUUGAUAGACAUUUCAGUGUAAAGGUUUUUCACAAAUAAGUUUUACUCCACAUCUUUCAAAAUCAGGCAAUAUAUAUUUUGCUUGUAAAAAGUUGAGAAUUACCUGUAAUAAAAUAACUUUUCAUUUCA